Molecule: messenger RNA, 981 nt
Organism: Helianthus annuus (common sunflower)
Lineage: Eukaryota; Viridiplantae; Streptophyta; Magnoliopsida; Asterales; Asteraceae
Exons: 1
Coding region: 1-981 (326 amino acids)
Source: RefSeq, a predicted model, not a curated record
AUGGAGGCGCCCGGUAAAGUGCAAUCUAGGUUCAUCCCAGCAAGUACCGCACACACCGGGGGUACUUUAAGUGAGAAGAGUGUAGAAAAGAGACCCAUUCAAGUUGUUCCAUCACCUAAUGUUGAUAUUUCCCGUGCUCCAUUCCCUUCACGUCUUAAAAACCAAACAUAUUCCAAAGAGUACGGGAAAUUCUUAGAGAUUUUUAAGCAACUUAGGAUCAACCUUCUUUUCAUAGAAGCCCUUCAAUCAAUGCCGAAAUAUGCAAAAAUUUUAAAAGAUCUUCUAAAACGUAAGGAUAGGUUAGGAGAGGUUUCUAACAUCCCCCUUAGUAGAGGAUGCUCAGCCGUAGUCUUGAACAAGGUCCCGGAAAAGUUGAUGGAUCUGGGCCUUUUCACCAUCCCGUGCUUGUUUGGGAGUGAUACCGAGUGUAGGGCCCUAGCCGAUCUAGGAGCGAGUAUAAACCUGAUGCCAUAUUCCAAGUAUGAGAAGUUAGGUCUAGGAGAGUUAUCCCCUACAUGCAUGUCUUUGUCUCUAGCCGAUAGGUCGGUGAAGUAUCCAAGUGGCAUAAUUGAAAACCUUCUAGUCAAAGUGGAUAAAUUUGUCUUUCCCGUAGACUUUGUCGUUCUUGAUAUGGAAGCUGAUGAGAAGGUUCCUAUCAUUCUAGGACGCCCGUUCUUGUGUACCGCCAAGGCUAUCAUUGAUGUCUUUGACGGGAAAAUCACACUUCAAGUGGGUGAGGAGAGAGUUACUUUCGAGAUAGCACGCUCCAUAGAACAUCCUAGUGGUUCCGAUGACCUUAGUAGUCCUUGUCAUUCGGUCUAUUUCAUAGAGUCUUUCUUAUCUUGUGUCGACCAUUGCUUUAACUAUAUUAGUGGAGCCGAUCUAGUUGAGAGCAGGAUAUAUGAGGUAGUUGAGAAGGUAGAGGAGGUUGUGAGUGAGGGUGAGGAAGUAGAAGAGACAAGUGGGUCCCCAAAGUGCUAG